Coregonus sp. 'balchen' is the source of this 11026-nucleotide messenger RNA. The record is from the annotation of a GenBank genome assembly. NCBI's taxonomy places the organism in Eukaryota, Metazoa, Chordata, Actinopteri, Salmoniformes, Salmonidae.
GCGGCGGUGGACAGUGAGAAAGACGCCAGUGGGAGCACAGCCCCAGCCCUGCCCCAGCGACAGCUCUGGUGUUACUGCUAUCACCACUGUCCUGAGGACUCCACCAACAACACCUGCAGGUGUGGGCCCAACACACACACACACACACACCUACACACACACACACACACACUAUAUCCUACACAUAUAUUUGAUGCAUGUUUUAUGCUGUCUCUCACCUCAUCACCUUAGCACAUGUAGAUCCAACACUCUUGCCAAUCCAUAUUCACAGUGCUGAUCUCAGAUCAGAUCCUCCCUGUCCAUAUAAUCUUAUUCAUGAUGAUCUAAACUGAUCCUAGACCAGCACUCCUACUUUGAAACGCUUUGUGAAUAUGGGCCAUUGAAAUUAACUUACUUUCAUACUCUCCUUAGGCUAUAUUGAUAACCAUGGAAGAUUGCUAAAGCUUUUCAGUACUUCAUCUUAGUGCAGGAGGCUUACAGUAUGAUUAACGGUUUCAUGUGUAUUUUUCUGCAUAAUGCAGUUGUUUGUUUGGAGUGAAAACUUGGCAGGGUGUGUGGCGCUUGUUCGCUGACACAUUCGCUCCAAUGUGUUUUCCCCUUAGCAACUCAACACUCAAAUAAUCCUUGACGUUCCAUAGUAUUGCCUGAUGUGCUAAUUAGUUUAACGCACACACUGUCACACACAAUAACAUCAGUGGCUAAUUACUCUGUCUCUUGCCAACUUUGAAUAUAAAAUGAAUUAAUCAUUAACGUCAUGAAACAGAAAUCCUCUGGGAUAAUAUUGAACUUGAAUAACAACCCUGGAAGUAUUUUAACGUAACCUGUUAGUAAAACCACACAAACACACACAUAUUCACUCACUCACUCACUCACUCACUCACUCACACUAUAUUUGUGAAUACUUUUUGGGGACCAACAAUUGAUUCCCAUUCAAAAUAAUGUUUUCCCUAAACCUAAACCCCUAAGCCUUUUUACAAGUGAGGACCGGCAAAAUGUUUGUUGGUUCACUAUUCUUGUCAGGACUUCUGAUAAUCACAAGUAUAGUAAAACAUAUACACACACACACCAGUUGUGAAUGGUACACACACAGUUGACUAAUUAGCACCGAUCACUAAUUAUUUAGAUGAAGCUGUUGAUAAUAUACAUUAUUAAUAAGUACAUGAAGUCAUUGUGCUGGAAAUACUCCUGAGUGGCGCAGUGGUCUAAGGCACUGCAUCGCAGUGCUAACUGUGCCACUAGAGAUCCUGGUUCGAAUCCAGGCUCUGUCGCCGCCGGCCGCGACCGGGAGACUCAUGGGCGGCGCACAAUUGGCCCAGCGUCGUCCAGGGUAGGGGAGUGAAUGGCCGGCAGGGAUGUAGCUCAGUUGAUAGAGCAUGGCGUUUGCAACGCCAGGGUUGUGGGUUCGAUUCCCACGGGGGGCCAGUAUUAAAAAAAAUAAAAAAAUAAAAAUAUGUAUUCACUAACUGUAAGUCGCUCUGGAUAAGAGCGUCUGCUAAAUGACUAAAAUGUAAAUAAUUAAAAAUGACUGAUGAUAAUUGUAAUGCUUAUUGAUGGAACUAUUAGUGCUAUUAGUGGGAAUGUAAUGCGUUGUGUUGUGAUCUAGGACGGAUAAUGGUCUGAGUAAUGGUGAUAAUGCAGGUAGAUCAUGAUCAUAUGAUGAUACAGAUGGUAAUGCAAUGCGUUGUGAUUUAGGACGGAUGGGUACUGCUUCACCAUGGUGGAGGAAGAGGAGGGAGGGGUCCCUGUCCUCACCUCAGGAUGUCUGGGUCUGGUGGGAUCAGAGUUCCAGUGUAGGGUAAGUCUAAAGACCACUCCACCACAGUGAACGCACCCCACUCCAACACAGUGAAACCACUCUGUGAUGUAGUUUCCCCUAGGUACAGAUCUAGGAUCAGAUUCCCCUCCAUCAUUCCUAACCUUAACAAUUAAUGGGGGAAAUGCAAAAAACUGACCCAGAUCAGCAUCUUGGGGUAACUUUACCAUACACCAGUGAAUCCACACCUCUGGACACUGACAGCAGCUCCCACCACCUGGGCGAAUUGGAACGCCGACUGCCAGCCAGGCCUAAUCGCCCAGCAUCACUAAUGCUCUUGUGGCAGCAAUGUUCCAACAUCUAGUGGAAAGCCUUCCCAGAAGAGUGGAGGCUGUUAUAGCAGCAAAGGGGGGACCAAUUUCAUAUUAAUGGCCAUUAACUUGGAAUUAGAUGUUCGACGAGCAGGUGUCCACAUACUUUCGAUCAUGUAGUGUAGUCAGCACACCGCAAACACAUCUUCAAUUGAUCAAUGUAUUGUCUGUACGAGGUGUACUCCAGGCGAUAUGUGCCCAUUUUGGGUCAAAACGUUUUCAUAAAAGCAUGAAAGUUGCUACACUUGUGGGAACAGCGUGGGAAAUUGAACAGCAACAGUAGCUGAUGUAUUCAUAUGAUGUAACUGUGCUUCCAGGACACAGGCAACUCCCGACUGAGAAGAUCCCUGGAGUGCUGUACUGACCAGGACUACUGCAACAAAGACCUGCACCCCACCCUGCCCCCACUCAAAACACUGAGUAAGAUCCUGCAUACACAAACACUCGCAUACUGAGACAGAAGCUGAGACAGAAGCUGAGAAAGAAGCUGGGACCGAGACAAAUAGCAACACAGACAGAAGUGACAGUGAGUUACCAGUGACAGUGAUUUACCAGUGAGUUACUAGUGACAGUGAGUUACCAGUGACAGCGAGUUACCAGUGACAGUGAGGUGACAGUAUCAGGGGCCAGUGAGUUACCAGUGACAGUAUCAGGGCCCAGUGAGAGAAGUGACCGUUGCCAGUGACAGUGAGUUACCAGUGACAAUGUCAGGGCUCAGUGAGUUACCAUUGACAAUGUCAGGGCUCAGUGAGUUACCAUUGACAAUGUCAGGGCUCAGUGAGUUCCCAUUGACAAUGUCAGGGCUCAGUGAGUUACCAUUGACAGUGUCAGGGCCCAGUGACUUGACAGUGACAGAGCGCAGUGAGUUACCAGUGACAGGGCCCAGUGAGUUACCAGUGACAGAGCGCAGUGAGUUACCAGUGUCAGGGCCCAGUGAGUUACCAGUGACAGAGCGCAGUGAGUUACCAGUGUCUGGGCUCAGUGAGUUACCAGUGACAGAGCGCAGUGAGUUACCAGUGUCAGGGCUCAGUGAGUUACCAGUGACAGAGCGCAGUGAGUUACCAGUGUCAGGGCUCAGUGAGUUACCAGUGAGUGUCAGGGGCCAGUGAGAGAAGCAGGUGAAAUGGAGCCGGUGAAUUCAGCUGCAUAGCGCCGCUCCUCUGCAGUGAUUGGCCCACAAUCGGCCCAAGAGAGCAUUAGCUAGGGUUUCCGUAGCAGACCCAAAACUGGAUAUAUUUAUUCUGUUCUUUUUCGUGUGUGUGUCAGACUGAAAGGGUGUGUUGGACUUCACACACGGGGCAGGUCCAGGGUCUGUUGGACUUCACACACAGGGCAGGUCCAGGGUCUGUUGGACUUCACACACAGGGCAGGUCCAGGGUCUGUUGGACUUCACACACAGGGCAGGUCCAGGGUCUGUUGGACUUCACACACAGGGCAGGUCCAGGGUCUGUUGGACUUCACACACAGGGCAGGUCCAGGGUCUGUUGGACUUCACACACAGGGCAGGUCCAGGGUCUGUUGGACUUCACACACAGGACAGGUCCAGGGUCUGUUGGACUUCACACACAGGACAGGUCCAGGGUGUGUUGGACUUCACACACAGGGCAGGUCCAGGGUGUGUUGGACUUCACACACAGGACAGGUCCAGGGUGUGUUGGACUUCACACACAGGGCAGGUCCAGGGUCUGUUGGACUUCACACACAGGACAGGUCCAGGGUCUGUUGGACUUCACACACAGGGCAGGUCCAGGGUGUGUUGGACUUCACACACAGGGCAGGUCCAGGGUGUGUUGGACUUCACACACAGGACAGGUCCAGGGUGUGUUGGACUUCACACACAGGGCAGGUCCAGGGUCUGUUGGACUUCACACACAGGGCAGGUCCAGGGUGUGUUGGACUUCACACACAGGGCAGGUCCAGGGUGUGUUGGACUUCACACACAGGGCAGGUCCAGGGUGUGUUGGACUUCACACACAGGGCAGGUCCAGGGUGUGUUGGACUUCACACACAGGGCAGGUCCAGGGUGUGUUGGACUUCACACACAGGGCAGGUCCAGGGUGUGUGUGUGUGGCAGUAAGAAUAGAGUCCCAGAGAAAGCAGAACUCCCAGCAGACAUGGCCAGCAAUGUCAUCAAUCUGAAACUCUAGCAGCGGACUUCAGGAAGAGAUCCUGUCCAUCAGGACUAGGGUUCCCUCAGUUACACACACACUGUGGUGUCCCCAGGGACCAGAGUGAACUAGCUGAGAGAGUAUAACAUGUUGGACUAACAAUAAAUUACCUUUGAAAUCACAUGACUUAAUGAUGACUGUUUUUGACUGUUGUCUCUUUCCAAAUCGGACUCAAAGUUCAAACUUUUCCCAUAGCAGAGGGAUGUGUGGCCCUGUUUGUAUUGAAUAUGUCAUCUGUUACUUAUAUGAAGUGAUCAGUUAUUUCUCUCUCCCCCCUCUUUCUUCUCCCCCUCCUCCUCGCUCUCUCUCCCCUCUCUCCCCCCCCCCUCUCUCUCUCUCACUCCUCCCCUCUCUCCCCAUCUCUCUCUCUCCCUCCCCCUCUCUCCCUCCCCCCUCCCACUCGCUCUGUAGAUUAUGUGGAUGGGAACAUUCACCACAUGGCUCUGUUCAUCUCCGUCACUGUGUGCAGCAUCAUCCUGGCUCUCAUCAUUCUUUUCUGCUACUUCAGGUGAGACUCAGUUUGCCUCGAGAUAAUGUUUAGAACAGCGCUGCUCAACCCUGUUCCUGGAGAGAACGUUUAGAACAGCGCUGCUCAACCCUGUUCCUGGAGAGAACAUUUAGAACAGCGCUGCUCAACCCUGUUCCUGGAGAGAACAUUUAGAACAGCGCUGCUCAACCCUGUUCCUGGAGAGAACGUUUAGAACAGCGCUGCUCAAACCUGUUCCUGGAGAGAACGUUUAGAACAGCGCUGCUCAACCCUGUUCCUGGAGAGAAUGUUUAGAACAGCGCUGCUCAACCCUGUUCCUGGAGAGAACUUUUAGAACAGCGCUGCUCAACCCUGUUCCUGGAGAGAACUUUUAGAACAGCGCUGCUCAACCCUGUUCCUGGAGAGAACUUUUAGAACAGCGCUGCUCAACCCUGUUCCUGGAGAGAACGUUUAGAACAGCGCUGCUCAAACCUGUUCCUGGAGAGAACUUUUAGAACAGCGCUGCUCAAACCUGUUCCUGGAGAGAACAUUUAGAACAGCGCUGCUCAACCCUGUUCCUGGAGAGAACUUUUAGAACAGCGCUGCUCAACCCUGUUCCUGGAGAGAACAUUUAGAGCAGCGCUGCUCAACCCUGUUCCUGGAGAGAACAUUUAGAACAGCGCUGCUCAACCCUGUUCCUGGAGAGAACUUUUAGAACAGCGCUGCUCAACCCUGUUCCUGGAGAGCUACCUACCGUCUUGUAGGUUUUUGAUCCAACCCCAGUUGUAACUAACCUGAUUCAGUUUAUCAACCAGGUAAUUAUUAGAAUCAGGUAUGCAAGAUUAGGGUUGUAGUGAAAACCUACAGGAGGGUAGCUGUCCAGGAACAGGGUUGUAGUGAAAACCUACAGGAGGGUAGCUGUCCAGGAACAGGGUUAGGCAGUCCUGUUCUAGAAUGACCGCUCACCCAUGUCAUGAAUACGUUUAUCCCCAAUAUACAGUACCGGUCAAAAGUUUUAGAACGCCUACUCAUUCAUGGGUUUUUCUUUAUUUUUACUAUUUUCUAAUUGUAGAAUAAUAGUGAAGACAUUAAAACAAUGAAAUAACACAUUUGGAAUCAUGUAGUAACCAAAAAAGUGUUCAUCAAAUCAAAAUAUAUUUUAUAUUUGAUUUUUCAAAUAGCCACCCUUUGCCUUGAUGACAGCUUUACACACUCUUGGCAUUCUCUCAACCAGCUUCAUGAGGUAGUCACCUGGAAUGCAUUUCAAUUAACAGGUGUGCCUUGUUAAAAGUUAAUUUGUGGAAUUUCUUUCCUUCCUAAUGCAUUUGAGCCAAUCAGUUGUGCUGUGACAAGGUAGGGGGGGUAUACAGAAGAUAGCCCUAUUUGGUAAAAGACCAAGUCCAUAUUAUAGCAAGAACAGCUCAAAUAAGCAAAGAGAAAUGACAGUCAAUCAUUACUUUAAGACAUGAAGGUCAGGCAAUACGGAACAUUUCAAGAACUUUGAACGUUUCUUCAAGUGCAGUCGCAAAAACUAUCAAGCGCUAUGAUGAAACUGGCUCUCAUGAGGACCGCCACAGGAAUGGAAGACCCAGAGUUACCUCUGCUGCAGAGGAUAAGUUCAUUAGAGUUACCAGCCUCAGAAAUUGCAGCCCAAAUAAAUGCUUCAUAGAGUUCAAGUAACAGACACAUCUCAACAUCAACUGUUCAGAGGAGACUGUGUGAAUCAGGCCUUCAUGGUCGAAUUGCUGCAAAGAAACCACUACUAAAGGACACCAAUAAGAAGAAGAGACUUGCUUGGGCCAAGAAACACGAGCAAUGGACAUUAGACCAGUGGACAUGUGUCCUUUGGUCUGGAUUCCAGAUUUGAGAUAUUUGGUUCCAACCGCCGUGUCUUUGUGAGACGUGGUGUGGGUGAACGGAUGAUCUCUGCAUUGUAUUUCCCACUGUAAAGCAUGGAGGAGGAGGAGUUAUGGUGUGGUGGUGCUUUGCUGGUGACACUGUCUGUGAUUUAUUUAGAAUUCAAGGCACACUUAACCAGCAUGGCUACCACAACAUUCUGCAGCGAAACGCCAUCCCAUCUGGUUUGGGCUUAGUGGGACUAUCAUUUGUUUUUCAACAGGACAAUGACCCAACACACCUCCAGGCUGUGUAAGGGCUAUUUUACCAAGAAGGAGAGUGAUGGAGUGCUGCAUCAGAUGACCUGGCCUCCACAAUCCCCCAACCUCAACUAAAUUGAGAUGGUUUGGGGUGAGUCGGACUGCUGAGUGAAGGAAAAGCAGCCAACAAGUGCUCAGCAUAUGUGGGAACUCCUUCAAGACUGUUGGAAAAACAUUCCAGGUGAAGCUGGUUGAGAGAAUGCCAAGAGUGUGCAAAGCUGUCAUCAAGGCAAAGGGUGGUUAUUUGAAGAAUCUCAAAUAUAACAUAACACCUUUUUGGUUACUACUUGAUUCCAUAUGUGUUAUUUCAUAGUUUGAUGUCUUCACUAUUAUUCUACAAUGUAGAAAAUAGUAAAAAUAAAGAAAACCCCUUGAAUGAGUAGGUGUUCUAAAACGUUUGACCGGUACUGUAUGUACAGUCCAUUUGUUCAUCCAUGCUUAGAACAUUCAUUCCACUUUGGGAACAAAUGAAUCAGAAAGUGUUAUUUUAUUGUGCUUGUUUUACCUGAUGAAUCCAGAGGACGUAUUGUUUGUACUUUGAAUGAAAAUAAUUUAACACAACGAAGAAUCCUAUAUCUCUGUGAUAUGACAUGUUUUCUAGUUGUGUAGUCAAUGAUUGAAUCAUCCAGAAUUGUGAUAUUACUUACAGACUACUCCCAUGAAAGGGUUGUUUGAUGUAUACUGGUGUGUGUGUGUGUGUUGCAGGUACAAGCGCCAGGAGUCUGGGCCACGCUACAGCAUUGGUCUGGAGCAGGAUGAGUCCUACAUCCCCACGGGAGAGUCUCUCAGAGACCUCAUAGAACAGUCCCAGAGCUCAGGCAGUGGCUCAGGUCUCCCCCUGCUGGUGUGUUGCACACACUGCAACUCCCAACCACCAGCUCAAUGGUCGCAUCCCAGUUAUCUCUCCUUCCUCCCGAAGUGUGCAUUUGUUCACGUCCCUUCACCGAUUUGAAAGUAAAUGACUGGUGUAAGAAAUACUCCCACUAGCCCAUGUCUCGACCAAUUCAAUGCUUUAGGUUUGUGGGAAGUAGUGAAGGACUGUACACUUCAGGAGAAAGGAGAUAUUUGGAGGACACCCACAAUGUCUUAGAGGCACCAUACACACCUAGGUAGAACAACUGAUGAACAACACAUUUGACACAAUGAUACAACUAAUGAACAACACAUGUCACACAAUGAUACAACUGAUCUUUUUGUGGUACGGUUUGUCAGUCUGUACAAAAAUAUACAUGAGCUGUGUCUCCACAACGCCUUUGUAAUUAUUUUUUGUGCAGAGAAAAUAUCCAUUGUAUCACAACCGUUCUGCCACGUGUUGCACGUCAAUUCAGCACCACUAGAGUCCGUGCAGAGCCGUAGAGAGCCUCACACAGUUUGUAUGCUCAUGUAUAUGCUCUGUCAUUCUUUCAAGAAAUCAACAACUUACCCUUUAAUCUAAUCAUUUUUCCUUCCAAGUUAUUUCUACAUUUCUACAACCUUUUUAAACUGAUUUUAAAUGUAUUAUUAAUCCUUUAUUAAUGGCUAUUCAUGGUGUACUUUUCAGUAUUUUCCUUGCCCACAUAAUUGUUUGGAUUUAUAAAUAAUAAUUGAUUGGAUUUAUAUAGAGCUUUUCCAGUGCUCAUAGCACUUUACAUAGUAGGGGGAAACUCACCUCAUCCACCACCAAUGUGAAGGACCCUUGUCUGACAUCCCCUCCCCUCCCCUCUCCUCUCCUCUCCUCUCCUCUCCUCUCCUCUCCUCUCCUCUCCUCCUCCCAGGUGCAGCGCACCAUAGCCAAGCAGAUUCAGAUGGUGAAGCAGAUUGGUAAGGGUCGCUACGGGGAGGUGUGGAUGGGCAAGUGGAGAGGAGAGAGGGUGGCCGUCAAAGUGUUCUUCACCACCGAAGAGGCCAGCUGGUUCAGAGAGACUGAGAUUUACCAGACUGUCCUCAUGAGACAUGAGAACAUACUGUGUAAGGAGAGAGAGUGUGUGUGUGUGUGUGUGUCUGUGUGCGUGAUAUAUACAUAUGAUGUAAUGCUAUAAUAGUGCUAUCAUGUUCCAAACAUGAACGUUUGAUAAUGUUCUACAGUUCCAUAUCUCUCUACUUCCCCUGUGUCCAUCAGGCUUCAUAGCGGCUGACAUCAAGGGCACAGGCUCAUGGACCCAGCUCUACCUGAUCACAGACUACCAUGAGGGUGGCUCUCUGUACGACUACCUCAAGUCCACCACUCUGGACACCAAGGCCAUGCUGCGGCUGGCCUACUCCUCAGUCUCAGGCCUCUGCCACCUCCACACAGAGAUCUUUGGUACCCAGGGCAAGCCGGCCAUCGCCCACAGAGACCUGAAGAGCAAGAACAUCCUGGUAAAGAAGAAUGGAGCCUGCUGCAUCGCUGACCUGGGCCUGGCCGUCAAAUUCAUCAGGUAGGGAGGGAGCGUGUUAGUGUGUGCGUGCAUGUCGAUUGAUUGUCCUUCAUAAUUGAUUAAUUCGAUUCAACCAAACUAUUUGCAUGAGAGCAUCAUAGUGUCACAACAGACAAUAUGUUGAAAAGGUGAAAUACAAAAAGGAAAAAAGAACUAACAUGGUCUCCCUCUGUCCUUCUCUCCCUCCAUCACUAUCUCUCCCUCUGUUCUUCUCUCCCUCAUCACUAUCGCUCCCUCUGUUCUUCUCUCCCUCCAUCACUAUCUCUCCCUGUUCUUCUCUCCCUCCAUCACUAUCUCUCCCUCUGUUCUUCUCUCCCUCCAUCACUAUCUCUCCCUCUGUUCUUCACUCUAUCCAUCACUAUCUCUCUCAUCUAAUCGAACAUGGUCUCCCUCUCUUUCUCUCUCUUCCUCCCUCCAUCCCGAUCUUUCCUUUCUGCCAUCCCAGUGACACCAACGAAGUGGAUAUCCCUCCCAACACCAGGGUGGGCACCAAGCGCUACAUGCCCCCCGAGGUUCUGGACGAGAGCCUCAACAGGAACCACUUCCAGUCCUAUAUCAUGGCCGACAUGUACAGCUUCGGCCUCAUCCUCUGGGAGAUCGCCAGGCGCUGCGUCUCAGGAGGUAAUCUAACCCAGUAGUUUCACCCUAGACACUGAUCUCGGGUCAGUUUUGCAUUUCCCCCACUUAUGGUUGAGUUUAGGAUUGGGGAAGGGGAAGCUGAUCCUAGAUCUGUACCUAGGGGAAACUGUCUCACAAGGUACUAUAGCUCUCUCAGCAAACACACCGACUUUGGGCAAAAUUCGAUCAAAUCCGCAUUGUGGUAUUUAUGUGUUCCAGGUAUUGUAGAGGAGUACCAGCUACCGUACCAUGACCUUGUGCCCUCUGACCCCUCGUAUGAGGACAUGAGAGAGGUGGUCUGCAUCAAGAGGUUACGACCUUCCUUCCCCAACCGCUGGACCAGCGACGAGGUAAGCAAGUCACACACACACACAGUCACGUAAGCAUGCACAUACACAAGCAUGUAAACACACCAACCAUUCACAGUAGAGUGUGUAGUACACAUACACACACACACACACACACACAAACACACAAACGUUGGUUUAUCCAAACUCUAGAGCUGUGUUUUUCUGUGCCCUCUACAGUGCCUUAGGCAGAUGGGCAAGUUGAUGACGGAGUGUUGGGCCCACAACCCGGCCUCUCGCCUCACGGCGCUGCGCGUCAAGAAGACCCUGGCCAAAAUGUCAGAGUCUCAGGAUAUUAAACUGUGACGGCGGGGAGGGACACUCCAGGCGUGGGGAAACACGUCACCACGGACCGACAGCCAGCGCUCUGCUCCGCUCUACCCACAGUCCUCUGCUCCGUUGGGGGUCAGGAGGACCAGAAGCCAGCAGUGCACCGCAGAGAGCCUCACCCCGGGCCACGGUCACUCAGAGAGAAGGAGAGAACCGCCCGGAACCCCUGGAACUGUCAUGAUGAACUGCUUGUUUAUAUACUGAAGACCUGGGGCAGGUAGUGCCUUUUUAAAGCAACCUGCUAAGAUCUCAUUUGGUUGACUUGGACAAAGAGGACACAAGCCAAGUGGGUUUUAUUUGUGCUUUCUGUGAAAGCAGCUCUAGUUUCGGAAGACGGGCCAGUGGUGGCCGGAGGAAGAGGGAGGUGGGGAACUGCAGGAGGAGGGUGGAGGGUGACCCCUUCAGGCGCAUCACAGGAUGA